Molecule: messenger RNA, 234 nt
Organism: Vairimorpha ceranae
Lineage: Eukaryota; Fungi; Microsporidia; Nosematidae
Exons: 1
Coding region: 1-234 (77 amino acids)
Molecular function (GO): nucleic acid binding
Source: RefSeq, a predicted model, not a curated record
AUGAACUGGCCACCAUUAAGUCCAGAUCUUAAUCCUGUUGAAAAUUUAUGGGCAGAUAUGUCGAGAAUGAUUUAUAGAGACGGGAAACAAUUUAAUAAUAUUCAAGAUUUACAUUCUGCGAUAUUAGUAGCCUGGUCAAGUAUUACACCCGAAAAUCUGUUAAACUAUGUUAAUGGAAUGCAGAAGCGUAUAAUCGACGUUGUUAAAGAAAGAGGUGAUAAAAUCAAUAAAUAA